AUGAUUCUGUCCGAACUGGAUCCGAAUAAGGACGAGUCGGCGAAUUUCCAUCGGAGAAUCGAGUUUCAUAUGGCGAGGAAGUCAUUUAAUGGAUUCAGUAGUAGCAAUAGUAAUGGGUUUAAGCUGGUGACUUUGAACCCGGGCUUUUCAAAUGGGUUUAAUUCGGAGCCUCAGACUGCGUCAUUGUCCGGCAAGAAGGGUGGCCGGUCGGAGCUUCUUGAAAGCGGGUUAGAUCCGGAGCUCAGCUUUGAAAUUACUUUCAGGAGAAUUGGUGCUGGCUUGCGUAAUCUUGGAAAUACCUGUUUCCUCAAUUCGGUAUUACAAUGUCUGACUUAUACGGAGCCAUUAGCAGCAUAUCUACAAAGCGGGAAACACCAAACUUCUUGCCGGACUGCUGGCUUUUGUGCUCUUUGUGCCAUCCAGAAACAUGUCAGCCGUGCUCUACAGUCGACUGGGAGAAUACUGGAGCCUAAAGAUCUCGUUUCAAACUUGCAUUGCAUAUCACGGAACUUCCGAAAUGCCAGACAAGAAGACGCUCAUGAAUACAUGGUGAAUUUGCUAGAAUCUAUGCACAAAUGCUGCCUACCUUCAGGAGUGCCAAGUGAAUCACCUAACGCUUAUGAGAAAAGUUUAGUCCACAAGAUUUUUGGUGGUUGCUUACGUAGUCAGGUUAAAUGCAUGCAAUGUUCUUAUUGCUCGGACAAAUUUGAUCCAUUCUUGGAUCUUAGUCUAGAAAUUAUGAAGGCGGACUCAUUAUACAAGGCACUUGCUCAUUUCAUGGUUAAAGAGCAGUUAGAUGGAGGUGCAAGGCAGUACCAGUGUGAGAAUUGCAAACAGAAAGUUAAGGCUCUCAAGCAGCUCACAGUUUAUAAGGCACCCAAAGUCCUCACAAUUCACCUGAAGCGGUUUGGUUCACAUGUACCAGGUCAAAAAAUUGACAAGAAAAUUGAGUUUGGCCCUACUUUGGACUUGAAACCUUUCGUAACUGGUCCCUAUGAUGGGGAUCUAAAAUACACACUAUAUGGUGUUCUGGUUCAUGCUGGUUGGAGUACUCAUUCUGGCCACUACUACUGCUUUGUUCGCACAUCAAGUGGCAUGUGGUAUUCUCUUGAUGACAAUCAGGUUGUCCAGGUUAAUGAGAAGAAAGUUCUUCAGCAGAAGGCAUACAUGUUAUUUUAUGUUAGGGAUAGGAGAAAUUUUGCUUCCAAGAAACCUGAUGUCGUCCAGAAAGAAAAUGUCGUCAUGAAUGCCUUGGGAAAGGUAGCAAUUUCGAAAACUGUAGCAUGUAGAGAUUCACUGAACACCAAUACUACGAAGAAGACUCCAAUGAUAGAGAGCUCUUUUCAAAAAGUAAAUGGCUCAAUGGCUAUUGAUUGCUCGUCUCCUUCGUCAGAAUCUUUAUCGGUAGUUCCAUCAGCUAAGGCUUCAGUAAAGGGCUUUUCUGGUGUGAAUACAAUAGCUGGAAACCAUCUAGCACGUGAAGUUUCUUCAGCUGUCUACAAUAUGGGCAGCUAUCUCCAUAAGGAUUUGAAUGAAUCUAGUAUGGUACCAUCUGACUUCAAUGGACACCUGGAUUCUAUUGACAAGAAAGAAUUGAGUGAUUCUGUUGUCAUAUCAUCCAAUCAGGACACAAGUGGCAAGGACGAUCUAAGCAACCCAGUCAUCAAGCCAUCAAAUAGCAGUGCAUUCAAUACAAGUGAUACUAAAUCUGAAACGUUUCAGUGUGACAGCAAGGCUAUGUCCCUGGAAACACCUGAGGAAGCAUCAAAGAAAAUUAGCUGUGUGAAGUCAUCAAAGCAAAUCAGCAUUAAAGGGAGUCAGGUUGGGGGUUCUCAUGGGAAGCGUUGUGAUUCAGUUGCUACAGAAGCUCAUGAUAUGAAGCAGAGAACGAUAGGCUUUGAAUCUGAAUCAUUAUCUGGGCUACCAGUCACCUCUGAAUACUUGUCGAUCAGGAAAGCAAAUAAGAAAAAGUCCCUACACAAAGUGAAAAGCAGGCCCUUCAGGUGUCAGGUUGCCAACAUGCAACUCAGCUCUAACAUCAUAUUUGGUGCGGCCUUUCGCCCGCAAAAGAAGAAACACAAGCAGAGAAAACAUCUCUCUCUGCAGAAUAGGAAUGCUGGUCGAGAGCAUUUGUCGGAUGGGAAUAACCUAUCAUCAGAUAUAGGACCAUCCACUUCUGACCAAUCAUUAUCUGUAUCCAUUGGACAUUUUAUGCUCUCUAAAAGGAAGGAAGCUGAUUGUGGCUCUAAAAAGUUAGGUGUGCAAAAUUUUACUGACAAUGGUAACAUAUCAAGGGUUGCUAGCAAUGAUGAGUUUAUAAUGAGAGUUGGUCAGAAUGAAGCCGUGCUUUCAACUGACAAGCAACUGCAAAAGGGUCUUCAAUCUACCUCAGAUGGGAAGCAGUCUACUGCCCAAGGAUCCAAUUGUUCAGGAGAUAACAGAAAAAAAUCGACAGAGAAUGGGAUAAUGAACAUGCUCACCAGAGGAUUAGAGGAAACAACUGUUGCACGCUGGGAUGACAUAGGCAUUCCUCCAUCUGGGAUAACAGAAUCAAAGGGACUGGACACCGUACGCAUUGGUUACAUUGGGGAUGAAUGGGAUGAAGAAUAUGACCUCGGGAAAAGGAAGAAGGUCAGGAGCUCCAAAUUAAGCUUCGAUGGACCAAAUCUAUUCCAAGAAAUUGCAACAAAAAAUGCAAAAAGAAAGAAAGCGAAGCUCGACAGAAGGAGCUCUGGAAACCAACCCUUUAGGAUAUGA
Messenger RNA from Fraxinus pennsylvanica, 2757 nucleotides. Lineage: Eukaryota; Viridiplantae; Streptophyta; Magnoliopsida; Lamiales; Oleaceae. The record is from the annotation of a GenBank genome assembly.